This is a messenger RNA of Ceraceosorus bombacis, 639 nucleotides long. NCBI's taxonomy places the organism in Eukaryota, Fungi, Basidiomycota, Exobasidiomycetes, Ceraceosorales, Ceraceosoraceae. The record is from the annotation of a GenBank genome assembly.
AUGUCCAGCUCAGCUCCGCCCGUCGUGGCCGGACCAUCCAUACCCGCCGAUUCACAAUUGCCAGACAUAAGUCACCUGAGUCGCGCAGAACUGCAACAAUUGCUAGGCUCCACGCACAGUGUUCAAUCCAACGACGAUGCGUUUCACAGCUGGGUAGCGCGCAACGUUCCUGCUCUCAAAGCUGCGCAGCAGGAAGAAGAAGCCUUGCUUCGUCGAGCUGAAGAGUUGGCCGAGAUCAACAUGCAGCUCAAACCCGAGCUCGAAGCAUUGAGAAGAGAAACAAAAGAGUACUUUGAUGAGGCUAGAAAGCUGGAGUUGGAAUGGCCAGAGCUGGAAAGGAGGCAAAGGGAAGCUUACAAGAGGUUUGCACCUUCAUCUCUCUUGGCCCUCCUCACCCAAUCCACUUCCAAGCUGCACGACGAAUCGGAAUCGCUGGCGGGAGCAUUUGUGGAAGGCCUGCCUCUCGACGCUGCUCUGGACGCCUCUUUGAGCUCGACGACUCUCGCACCUGCGAACAGAAACGAAGAUCCAGGAACUGCUUUUGUCAAGAGAUAUCGACAGCUUAGAGCUACCUAUCAUCGUCAGAACAUUGUUGCGGAGCGCUGGACCAGAGGCACCGUGGUGUGGAAGGACGAAUGA